AUGCGGGAUUUCACCGUUGUCUUCCCAGUCUCGUUUGGUACUGGAAACCAGAACGGUUUCGUGGAGGUGGUCCAUGUCAGGGCGGACCCUCUGAGGGGGUGCAUUCCUCAGCAGGGCCAGCCGCCAGGAAGGGUGCGCCCGGGUCCCCAGGCGCCCCGCCCCAGCCUGGUGGGGGAGAAGGAAGGUGGCUCUGGAGGCACCUGUGAGACCCCAGGCCCUGCGCCUGAACCACGCUGCCCGGGACCCCAGGCUGCCCUGGCACGCGGCUGGGGCUGUCACCGGGAGCAGCCGUCAGGGCCCUGGAAGGCCCCGCGUGUGCUGCUGCUGCAGCGGCCCCCGGCCCGGGCAUUCACGCGGCUGGGCGUGCGGCGGGGGUGGGGGUGCCGUUUCCCCAGAGCAGGCGUGCUCCCUGCAGCAGCCACACCUGCCCGCCAGCGGGCGGGCAGCCUGGCAUCAGCUGAGGCAGAGGCCCCUCCACCGAGAGAGCCCAGCAGGCGGCGCCGACUCUGUAAAACUGUAUCACAUGAAGCAGCCUGGGCCAGCUGUUCUUGCUGA
Messenger RNA from Rangifer tarandus platyrhynchus (Svalbard reindeer), 555 nucleotides. NCBI's taxonomy places the organism in Eukaryota, Metazoa, Chordata, Mammalia, Artiodactyla, Cervidae. The record is from the annotation of a GenBank genome assembly.